CACAGAGUACAUCACAACAUCAACAUCAUAUAUCUGCAUCACUUCCGAAUCCGAGAAAAAUUGGAAGAUUAUCCGAGAAGUUGUCACAGAAGCACUUGGUAUCGUGUUGCAAGAAUGAUCUUUAAAUUUCUUUUCAUCGUUACCAUUAGCAGUGUAAUUGCAAACGGUAAGCCUAUCAUUGAUUUUCUAAGUUAAACCUAAAUGGUAGGACAACUUCUUGGUAAAAUUCCAAAAAAAAUUGAGACACAUUGAGCAAAAACUUUGUUUACCUACUACAGAUAGCUAAGAAGUAAUUGUGUGCUAAAAAACCAAAAGCUUCCCCCCUUCCCCGAUUUAAUGUUGACCAUCAAAGUUUUUUCAUAGUACUGCUUAGUUAACAACAUUGCUAAGGAGGAAGAGGUGGAAAACAUUAUUUUGGAUCACAUGGUGAACAAUUAUUGCUUGUCGUGAUAACCUGUCUAAACUACUUUUGCGACUGGUUGAAACUCGGUCUCUUCGAAAACAGGGGGGUAGCUUUGUAAAGAAACUGUGUUAAAUCGCUCUGACGAAGGGCUAACGCUCGAAAAGUCAGCUUUGCUACUCUUUACGGUGACCAAUUUACGUUAUCAACUCAGUUGAUAAUACUAAAUUGGCUUCUUCGAAAGCGCUCAAGUUUAGUAAGUUCAAAGUACGUAUUGAAAGAUUGGUCAACGUUUUGGAUGCAAACUUGGAAUAAAAUUUAGAUAAAAUCUAUCCACAUAAUGAAAACGCGAUCGAAACGCGCCUUGACUAUAUGCAAUCAAAUUGCUUGGUAAAAGUUAAUGAUUUGAUGCCGAUUUUUAUCGAAUAAAUGUCCGCGCUAAUUAAUCUCUGAGUUCAUUAACUAACCAAAGUUUAGGAAAAUCAUCGCUGCUUCUAUUAUCAACCAUUUGAACUGCCAAGCAACGAUCUGCAUCCUGAAAGUAUGCUACUGCAAUUUGAAUUUUAAACGGAAACAGAUGUUUAAUUCGUUUCUCAAAAAAGAUACAUCUCAAAUAUCAAAUAUGGCUCAGUGUUACCUAGAGGCGUUCAUACACCCAUAAAACAAAGUUGUCUGUCAACGGGUUAUGAGUUCAACUGCGCAAACUGAUUCAUAUUUUAGAGGUCAAAAUUAUUUUUGAUCGAACGUGCAUUCUGUACUUUAUGACGUCAUAUAUCGUUACAGUAAGGAUUCUCACUCAGCUUUACCUACAGGUAAUUCAAUGGUUGGCAAAUUUCUAGCGUUUCAACUUUCUUUACAGCUCAGCAAGAGGACGAUUGGAAACAGCUCAGUUUGCUUCCCGUGUGUGUCAGGCCUAGAGAUAAAGGUUAUGGCCAUUUGCAGUACCACGGCAAGAGUAAACUGGUGGCAGCAUUGAAACUAAAGCAUCAGACUGGGAAGAUCAGGUGAGAAAAAUGCUGUGCGUCGUGCGUCUGGUUUCAGGCUCGGAGCCUGUCUAGGACCACGGUUGUGUUUUCAGGCAGGAUCAUUCCCAUCCGCAAUGCUUGUCGAUUUCCAGCCAAUAUUGGCGAAAGUACCAGUGAAUUGUCAAAACCUCCAGAUGACGAAAGUGUUCGGAGCAAGUUAACACCGGCAAUAAACUUGCCUACCAUCUAGUAUAAUACCUUUCUGUCCAUAUGUUUAUAAGACAAGAAGAGCAACAAUGCCUGCAUCUGAUACACUAUUCUCUAUGCGAGGAAUCCUUCGAACUCCUUAAUAUGUUUCCACGAGGCUCGAUAACUCUUUCCUGAUUUUUCUUGCAAAAGUGGCUACAUACAUCAAAAGGGUCUACAGGGCAUGAUAAGUCUAUUGGGAAUACAGUGGGGGCGCAAAGGCUGGUGGUUGAUUACGCUUUUUUUCUUUAAGCGAAUCAAAAAAAGUUUUUUUAUCGGAUCUGGAAAUGUCUUACUCGGCAUUGGCCAAACAUAAUAGCCCUGAAGAAAUCAGAAAGCAUGAUAUAGCGUCCAUAUUCAACUAUAUAAUUGCGAGACUUUCUAAUUGCUUCCUAAAGGUGUACCAAUAAUGAGGCUUUCGACAGCAAUUGGGGCUGUGCCAAAGAGAAUGGAUUCAACAUCAUUGUUACAGACGAAUCUAACCAUGUGAUCUAUCCGCACGAAGAGCUCAUCAAAGAUUCUUCUGGAAUGUGGUAUUACCUACCACUGGCUGAUGCAGUGUAAGAAGGAAAUCUUCAAUAUCUAGAUCUAUGAUUGCUAAUUAAGUUAAAUCAUAAAAGUUGCCAGCCACCGAAUUUUCAAUUAACACAGUUAAUGAGUCAGUCAGUCAGUUGUUUAGACAGUCUGACAUACCGACUUUUAGACAUAAUUUGGUUUUAUCACUUGAGUUGAUAAUGUAAAUCAGCCACCGUAAAGAGUUUCUAAGCUGACGUUUCGAGCGUUAGCCCUUCUUCAGUGCGAAUGACGAAGGGAUAAUGCUCGUAACGUCAGCUCAGAAACUCUUUACGGUGGCCAAUUCACAUUAUCAACUAAGUUGAUAAUACUAAAUAAUCCUGUUAUACUUCCCCACCGACGCAGCACCACGGUUUCUUUAGAAACUGACCGCAUUUAUCUAGACAGUCAGUCGGUUAGUCAAACAAUGUAAGGCAGUCUGACAGACAGGCAGUUAGUCGGAGUCAGACAGACGAUCAGAAAGCCAGUCAGUCAGAGGAUCAGUCGGUGAGUAAGUCGAUCAAACAGUUCCUCGAUCAGUCAGUCUGUUGGGGACUCAGUAAAUCAGUCAACCAGUUAUUCCGCGAUUAAACCAGUCUGUGGGUAGGUUUGUUAAUUAAAACUUUGAGUGCACCUCUGGCUCCGUUUAAGUCGCCCAAAUCCCUUUUCAAACAGUAAGUAGCUCAGCCUGUCGGGAUGUCAAUUUGUAAAUCACUCAGUAUGUUAGUAAGUCAGACAGUGAGUCAGCCAUUGCCCCAGUCUCUUAAGUCCGUUAGUUACAAUUGGUCGACCUCACACUCGGCCAUCCAGUCGACAUUUAAGAAAGUCAGCCAGUUAGUAAGUCAGUGAUUCAAUCAAUCUGUCAGUUAGUCAGUCUAUCAAUCGGUCCGUCAUUCAGUCAGUCGAUCAGUCAGCCAAUUGGUCAGUCAUUCAGUCAGUUAGGCAGGCAGUCAGUCAAUCAGCAGUCGGUUAGUCCCUUGGUUAAUCAAUAAAUCAAUAAAUCAAUCAGCCAAUAAGUUAAUCAACCCAUGGACCGAUUCGUUUAUAAAUCGAUUGAACCUUUCUUGUCCCUCAGCUAGUACUAAAGAACAAUCUAUCUUUUAUUAGACACUCGACUGAGAUUGUCUUCGAGGACUUUUGCCAUCCGUUUUACUUGCAGCAGUAUGGAAAACUAAGGUUUUGGUACGGGGAAGACUUGAAGAAGCACAGUGACACUGACAACCAGGGUCAAGUCUGUUUCGACGUUUUGGCGCUGUUCAUAUAA
Messenger RNA from Pocillopora meandrina, 3427 nucleotides. The record is from the annotation of a GenBank genome assembly. Lineage: Eukaryota; Metazoa; Cnidaria; Anthozoa; Scleractinia; Pocilloporidae.